AUGGUGCAAGAGAACUAUGGCAUAAUCGUAGACUCAGGAUCCUCAGGGUCACGAUUGCAAGUUUACAAAUGGCAAGAUCCUAACGAGUUAAGAGUAAAUACUGAUGAUGAGUCCAUUUUAAAGUCGGUUCCUAGGAUGGAACAGGAAGAGUCUUGGCCAAUGAAAGUUUCCCCAGGAAUGUCAUCUUUUGCAGAUGAUAUGGAUGAUUUAUGGGACGACCAUUUCAAGCCGCUAAUUAAACAUGCACAAAGCAUAAUACCCGAGUCAAAACACGAAGAAACUCCCAUAUUUGUGUAUGCAACGGCGGGAAUGAGAUUAGUAUCCGAAAAGGAAAGAAAUAAGAUGUUUAAAACUGUUUGCAAGUCCAUUAGAAAACAUUCCAAGUUUAUAUUAAACAACUGUGAUGAUCAUGUGAAACUCAUUGACGGAGAAACUGAAGGAAUUUACGGAUGGCUGGGUCUUAAUUAUUUACUUCGACAGUUUGACAACUACUACCCUGAUAGGCACUCUCACUCGUCAUUUGGAUUCAUGGACAUGGGGGGAGCCUCUACUCAAAUCGCAUUUUUUCCAUCUAAUGAAACUGAAGUAGAGAGGCAUAGUGAUGAUAUGUUUAGUGUAACCUUGAAAAACGUUAAUGGUGAUGUUCAAGAAUGGCCAGUAUUUGUAUCAUCCUGGCUUGGAUUUGGAGCUAAUCAAGCGAGAAAAAGAUAUUUGAAAUCAUUGGCAAAGACUCUAGUGGAUGAUGUUGACUAUGAUCCUGAUGGCGAUGGAAUAAUCCAACUGAAUGAUGUUUGUUCGCCAAGAGGUUUAAAGCUGCAGGAAAAGUAUGAUGGGAAGGUGUACCAAAUUCAAGGAACUGGCGACUAUGCAUCAUGCAUGAAGAGUAUAUACCCAUUAUUGCUCAAACAUCUGCCUUGCCAAGGAUAUCCAUGCCUUUUCAAUGGAGUUCAUGCCCCUAUGAUUGAUUUUCAGCGAGACAAAUUUGUUGGAAUCUCUGAAUACUGGUAUACUGCCAAUGACGUCUUCCAGAUGGGUGGAGAAUACAAUUUUAUGCUUUUCAAUGAAAAAGUAAUAAAUUUUUGUUCCUCUUCCUGGGAGGAGAUAGAGAGAAAUUAUAAAGAGAACUUGUAUGGAGAGAAUAUUAAUUUAGAAUUGCUUCAAGAUUCAUGCUUUAAAGCUAGUUGGGUUAUCAACGUUCUACAUGAAGGAUUCGGAUUACCUCGUAUAGAUUUAGAUGAAAAUGUUUCUGAAGAUACUUUGGAGUCCAACGAUCAAGAAUUCAAGCAUAUACCUUUUCAAAGUGCUAAUUUGAUUGAAGGAGCCGAGUUAUCAUGGACCCUGGGGGCCAUGUUACUCUUUGCAGCUAGCCAGAUAAACACUGGAUACUCUGAAGCUAAGCAGGUGGGUAUCAAACCAAGUAAGACAGCCGCUAAUGUUGCAGGUAAAACAUUCAUUUCACCAGUUCCAAACUCUUUAUUUUAUCAAGAAGAUGAGUUUUCCGGACUUGGAUUGCACACCCUUCUAUUAUUCCUCACGCUUUUUGUCGUUUUAUUUUUCCUCGUUUACUUCAAUAAAGUUUCCCUUAUGAGAUUUAAGCACAAUGGAUUUGUGGACAGCAUCUCAUCAAUAUUUUUUCGAACAUAUCAUUUUCUACAGAACAAAUCCGCUCAAUUGUAUCAUUCCAAGAUAAGAAAAGAAAAGAACUAUUUUACAGAGCAAGAGAUAGAUAUUCAAAAAGCUCACCUUGAAGAAGGUUUACUGAGUUAUUCGAACGCAAGGAUAUCUUCUCCAAAUCAUUUAAGGACGAGACCAUCAUUGUACAAUCUCCAAGAUAUCAGUGACAUCAAUGACAAUGGAAAGCAAGUCCAAAACUCCUCAAGCUCCCCCAAUCUGUACAAGAACCUUGUCUCGUCUAGGUCAAAUAUCUCACUACCGAACCUAAACACGUACAAUAACACAAUUAGAAAGAGUAGCUCCAACCUUACAGAUUUCAAGAAAUAUCAUCAGUUGGCAGGGUCAUUUACAGACUUGAGUGACAAGGAAGUCUAA
Messenger RNA from Komagataella phaffii GS115, 2049 nucleotides. Its product is annotated as Apyrase with wide substrate specificity. The transcript has a single exon. Gene Ontology annotation, molecular function: nucleoside diphosphate phosphatase activity. Gene Ontology annotation, cellular component: membrane. The record is from RefSeq and is a predicted model, not a curated record. Lineage: Eukaryota; Fungi; Ascomycota; Pichiomycetes; Pichiales; Pichiaceae. Gene Ontology annotation, biological process: nucleoside diphosphate catabolic process. The coding region runs from base 1 to 2049 and encodes 682 amino acids.